UGAAGAUUCGAAUAAGUAAUCUUUGCUCGUAUCGUCGUCCGGUUCCGCGUGUUUUACGUGAUUCGUCUACAUUGAAGAUCAUCCGAGCUUUGGAAGACAUUUGCUGUUUGCCGAGGGACGCGUUCAUGGAACAAUAAGAUCGCACUCUACUCAAAGAAACACUACUUGCGAAAGACGGUGCGAGUGGAACGUGAACAUACAGGCAAGGCUACUGGCGGAGCACACGUCCAGCCAGAGGAAGAGGAGAAAUUAAAGUCGGCAGAAAAGCCAGACUUUGCGUUAGCCCGCCUAAGGAGUCCCUUGGUCUUCCAGGACUGGAAGUAUGGCAAUGGUCAACAUGAAUAACCUACUGAACGGCAAGGAUCCCCGGUGGCUGCAACUGGAGGUUUGCAGGGAGUUCCAGCGCAACAAGUGUACCAGGCCGGACACGGAGUGCAAGUUCGCUCAUCCGCCAGCUAACGUCGAGGUGCAGAAUGGACGGGUCACUGCUUGCUACGACAGUAUCAAGUUAUUAAUAGCGACAAUUACUCAACGCGUCAUCGGGACGGAUUGA
Habropoda laboriosa is the source of this 553-nucleotide messenger RNA. Its product is annotated as protein muscleblind-like. The transcript has 3 exons. Bases 323 to 553 code for a protein of 76 amino acids. The record is from RefSeq and is a predicted model, not a curated record. Gene Ontology annotation, molecular function: metal ion binding. Lineage: Eukaryota; Metazoa; Arthropoda; Insecta; Hymenoptera; Apidae.